UGUCGACACCCCUGAAAUUGUCCUGGCAAAGACCAAUGCUCUGCAAAUCAGCAAGCCGUUAUAUCGAGAUGCUUGGGAUAAGGAAAAAGCAAAUGUGAACAUCCCUGUUGACACGCCUGAGAUGCUACAGUCCAAGAUCAAUGCCAUGCAGAUCAGCAAUAAACAAUAUCAACAAGCUUGGGAAGAUGUCAAGAUGAAAGCUUAUGACUUACGAGCAGAUGCCAUUGGAAUUAAGCAUGCUAAGGCUUCAAGAGACAUUGCUAGUGAGUAUCUCUACAAAUCUGCUUAUGAGAAAACAAAAGGCCAUUACAUUGGAUGUCGCACUGCAAAGGAAGACCCUAAGCUUUCUUGGGCUGCUCAAGUGUUGAAAAUGCAGAAUGACAGAUUGUAUAAGAAGGCCUACAAUGACAAUAAGGCCAAGAUCUCUAUACCAGUGAACAUGGUGUCCAUCAAUGCUGCCAAAGAGGGCCAGGCAUUAGUGAGUGAUGUGGACUACCGUCAAUACCUCCACCACUGGUCAUGCUUUCCUGAUCAGAAUGAUGUGAUCCAAGCCAGGAAGGCUUAUGACCUGCAAAGUGAUGCCAUCUAUAAGGCUGACUUGGAGUGGUUGCGUGGUAUUGGCUGGAUGCCAGAAGGUUCUCCUGAGAUAUUGAGAGUUAAGAAUGCCCAGGAGAUUUUGUGCGACAGUGUCUACCGGACACCUGUGAAAGACCUUAAGUAUACGAGCAUUGUUGACACUCCUGAAGUUGUCCUUGCUAAGGCAAAUGCUGAAAACAUCAGUAUUCCCAAGUACAGAGAAGUUUGGGACAAAGACAAAACCUCCAUCCAUAUCAUGCCAGAUACCCCAGAAAUUAAUCUGGCCAGAGCAAAUGCUCUUAACGUGAGCAAUAAACUUUACAAAGAAGGCUGGGAUGAAAUGAAGAUGAGCUGUGAUGUGAGGCUAGAUGCCAUUCCAAUCCAGUCUGCCAAGGCCUCCAGAGAGAUUGCCAGUGAUUAUAAAUACAAACUGGACCAUGAAAAGCAGAAGGGCCACUAUGUGGGAACCCCUACUGCCAGAGAUGAUAACAAGAUCCGCUGGGCCUUGAUAGCAGGCAAGAUUCAGAACGAAAGAGA
Messenger RNA from Vombatus ursinus (common wombat), 1113 nucleotides. Its product is annotated as nebulin-like. NCBI's taxonomy places the organism in Eukaryota, Metazoa, Chordata, Mammalia, Diprotodontia, Vombatidae. The transcript has 8 exons. The annotation marks the transcript as partial. Gene Ontology annotation, biological process: cardiac muscle thin filament assembly. Gene Ontology annotation, molecular function: actin filament binding. The record is from RefSeq and is a predicted model, not a curated record. Gene Ontology annotation, cellular component: Z disc.